AUUCGGUCAGAGAGUCUGGCAGAGAGAGUGUGUUUGUGUGGAAAGGAGGGUCAGAGGGACGAAGAGGAACAGGCAAACAGAGAGGGAAGGGUGGCAAAGGAGGGACUGAGAGAAAAGAGAGGGACACAGGUGGGACGCACCAAGAGUGAAACAGCCAGUGAAAAAUGCGCAGGUAGGCCUAGUCAUUGGCAAAGAGCGACUGAGCAGAGAAGCCCCUCGGUCCCAGCAUGUCCCGCGCCCCCCCCGCCUCCCGCCGACAUCCCCCGCAACCUCAGCUGCAUCUCGGGCCUGUACGAGAAGGCCUGCAGGGCCCGGCAGCCGGCCGGAGCCGGGGAAGAGGGCGAGGUGGAGGAGGAGGGAGAGGGGAGGGGGAGGCAGGCGGGGACCAGGUGGCGGGACAGGGGCAGGAGGGCCCGCUCGCUCCCAGCCCGCGCGGAGGGGGGCUGGGAGGAGGAGGAGGAGGAGGAAGGGGAGGGUGCCGGCAGGGCUGGGGGCCGCAGCCGUAGCCCGGACACCCGCAAGAGGGUGAGGUUCGCGGACUGCCUGGGGCUGGAGCUGGCGGCCGUCUGUCGCUACAGUCGCUGGGAGGCCCCCCGCGUGCCCCCGCACGUCCAGGACCAGCUGCAACGCGACGCCAUCCGGCAGUUCGGGGUCGGACGACAGGGCCUGGCUUUCAAGGAUCCCGGCCAAGCCCGACCGCUGGAGCCGACCUUCGCCAACCCCAUCUCGUCCGGUGACUUCAUGCAGAAGGUGCGGCGCGACAAGGUGUGCCUGGAGGGUGUGGAAGUGGAGAGGUUCCGCCUGCGGGGCACCGUCCGGGUCCUCAAUCUGGCCUUCUCCAAGGAGGUGACGGUGCGCCACACCGCCGACGAAUGGUCCACCUACACGGACACGCCGGCCCGCUACAUCCCGGGCUCGGCCGACCUGCACACCGACCGCUUCGCCUUUGAGCUGGCCCUGCCCCCGUACCUCACGGGCCGCUCGCUGCAGCUGGCGGUCCGCUACCGGGUCGGCCUGGACGUCUACUGGGACAACGACGGCGGACGGAACUACUGCCUGCAGCCCACGCAGGCGGCGCCCGGAGCAUCCCCCCCUCCGGCCGAAUACUGCCCCGGGUGGAUCCAUUUCGUGUGAGGGACGGGACGAGGCGGCGGCGGCAUCCAGGCUAAAAUAAUGGACCCCCUUCUGCUGGGGAACACCGACUCGAUUGAGAGGCCGUGGAGAAGUGGGGUGGGGGACGGCCGUAUUCCUCCCAGAAUGUCUGCCUUUUUCCCGGGACUGGUGCCCAUCUCGCUCCCCACCCCUUGAGAUGGCACCCACAGCUUCCCAGAUUUACCCGCGGCCCCUCUCUCCGGAUCACCUCAGAGACCCUCCACCCUCACCUCCCCAUACUCUCUGCCCCCUAACCUCCCCACCCUAGUCAGACGUGGAAGUGGAGACUGGGGAGGGGAGGUGUGUCACCCCCCCUCCUCACGACCCACCUGACUGUGGUUUCAGCCCCGCGUCCCCGCCCGAACAUUAACGCCCCAACGUUCGCUAACGAGGCAUCCGUCUCCCCCGGCUUUACAUGCCCCCGCUGACGCUCCUCCCGCUGCCCUUCCAGGAAGACGCCUCCAAAACUGCCCCUCCGUCCGGGAGGAAGUAUCUCAUCCGUAAAUGGGCGACCCCCUUCCUCCCCACGCCCACUCUGCCGAGAGACCCCCUCCGGUUAGGGAGAUACUACAUCUGCCCCUCUUCUUCGCCCAAUCAACGGGAGAACCCACCCGGAGCUUCUGGCCGCUGGGUGGGCGAGAUCGGGACCCGGCCGAAUCCCCUCAGUACGGAUCCAUCUCGCCCCCACCCUAAGCGUGGGGCAUGGGGAGCCGCGGACUGUGUUCGGCCGGGAUUGUAUUGGUACAAACCCAACACAAUACUUGUGUAUCGUGGAUUGUCCCACCACCCGUGGGGAGCCGCGGACUCUGUGACUGUGUUCGGCCUCAUUGUGUUCGCUAAUUUAUUUAGUUUUCGCUCCUUAAUGAAAUAAACGUCCCAAGAAGCGGAGGGGGUGUCCUGGAGUGAACUCCCGCGGAUCGUUGGUUCAGUAUGACGUUGACGAUCAUGGUCUACUCGAAUCAUCUUAUCUCUAAUUGCCGACGGGACAUCAACCGUCUCGACUUUAACACGCCUCUCCCCAACUCCACUCCCUCCGCACUAAUGCUAACCUCGCCAUCAUGGGGGGGGGGGUGCAGUAAUGGUCUGGCGCCAACUCUCAGACCCCUCCUCUUACCCCUUGAACAGGACCCCCACCAAGAAACACCAGGCCACUGUCUCCCACACCAUCACCAACCUAAUCAGCUCUGGGGAUCUCCCAUCCACUGUCACCGACCUCAUACUCCCCCCCCCCCACCGCACCUCCCGUUUCGAUCUCUAGCCAAGAUCCACAAAUCUGCCUGUCCACCCAGACCCAUUGUUUCUGCUUGUUCCUAUUACCCCACCUCAAGA
Hypanus sabinus (Atlantic stingray) is the source of this 2481-nucleotide messenger RNA. RefSeq names its product protein phosphatase 1 regulatory subunit 3E-like. NCBI's taxonomy places the organism in Eukaryota, Metazoa, Chordata, Chondrichthyes, Myliobatiformes, Dasyatidae. The annotation marks the transcript as partial. The record is from RefSeq and is a predicted model, not a curated record. The transcript is spliced from 2 exons. Gene Ontology annotation, biological process: regulation of glycogen biosynthetic process. Gene Ontology annotation, cellular component: protein phosphatase type 1 complex. Gene Ontology annotation, molecular function: glycogen binding; protein phosphatase 1 binding.